AUAGUGGUGAGUACGUUGCUUGGUGUAUGGGUGGCAUUGUUUAUUUGUGGUGUGUGGUUUUUUAAAAUGUUGUGAGCUGUGUAGAAUUAUCAUAUGUGAGCUAAAUGGCCAUAACCUUUUAAUAAAUAAGCAAGCAGCAUUUUUUAAAUUUUUAUUUCAGAAGUGAGAAAUUAGGACGAGCAAGACAAAGCUCCUAUUUAUGAAGAUCUAGCAAACCAAGAUAUCAAAAUGAAUGAUAAUAAUAAUUAUAAAUAGUGUUUACUUCUUCAAUGAGUCUGACCCCGUAAGAGGAAAGGAGGUGCUUCCUGUUAUUCUGAUUCAAAUCUCAAGCUGGUGACAGGACAGAAGCAGACUGCCUAUGCCUCAGAGUGGCAGGCUGUACAAGAUGGAUGGCCAUGCUCUGCUCUUGAGACUACUUCUGCUGAUUUCCACAGUGGCUAUUACAAUUCAUGGUUAUUCUGGGACAACAGUACCUCCCCAAAAUGGUACCUUCUCUUUAAAAAGUCUAAAUCUUACACUUCAGGAAAUUAAAGAUUUGAUAUACCAAUACCGUACCAGACAGUGUUGGGAUUUGUUUACUGAGCAGAUGGCCAAUAUCAGCAAAACAUAUUGGUGUGAUUGGAAGAUUAUUCGCAGGCCAUACAGUCACCUGAGAAAAUGCCUCGAAAAUGAAGCUGAUAAACUGGACCUUAACUACCCCAAUUCCAUGGCUGAGGAAUACAUCAUCAUCAGCCACCAUGACUACUUCUUCAAUUGUACCCUGCAGAAUCAACCUCUCCAGGACCCUCCUGAAAAUAUUUUGCUGGCUCUCAUCAUGACCCCCAUCUGCAUUAUUCCUUUCUUGGUUGCUCUUGUUGUGUUGAAGAGCAAAGAUGGUGAGAUGCAAUUGAGAUGCAGAUGUCCAAGAUAACACCAUGGGAUUACAUAAAGCUGCAUUUCUCUCCUUCAGCAAGAUGGAAUCGAAAGAAAAUACCAAAAAUAUAUGCCAAAUGGAUCAAGAAAACAAACCGAAAGUUUAGGGACAUUCAUAACAAAAGUUAAUUAAAUAGUGAACAAAUAGUAGAAAUGACAGCCUAGAAGAGUUCAACAUGGUCACAUUUUGGCCUAUUGUGUGAUACUCUUGUAACUAUUUUAAAAAUACAAUGCCAUUACCUUUUUCUAGUAGCAUAGUGCUAUUGAGACAAACUAGAGA
Messenger RNA from Notechis scutatus (mainland tiger snake), 1192 nucleotides. Lineage: Eukaryota; Metazoa; Chordata; Lepidosauria; Squamata; Elapidae. The record is from RefSeq and is a predicted model, not a curated record.